Messenger RNA from Elaeis guineensis (African oil palm), 1751 nucleotides. RefSeq names its product serine/threonine-protein kinase RIPK. NCBI's taxonomy places the organism in Eukaryota, Viridiplantae, Streptophyta, Magnoliopsida, Arecales, Arecaceae. The record is from RefSeq and is a predicted model, not a curated record. Gene Ontology annotation, molecular function: ATP binding; protein kinase activity. Gene Ontology annotation, biological process: protein phosphorylation.
AGCUGGAAAGAACCGGCCUCCUCUUCCUUCCCUCUCCAAGUCUUUCAUCACCUCCUCCAAGGCAUCUCCACAACCACUUCCAUCUCUCCCAGAGUAUUCAAAGGUCCACAGAUCCCCCUGCAUUAGUACCACACCACCAUACUGAUUCCUUCUCCUCAGGUUAGAAGACGGGCCUCUCAAAUUUUUUGACACUGCAGUGAUUGGUCGAUCGGUCUGCACGGAUUAUUAAGCAACAAGCUAGACUUCCAUCGAUCUAGAGUUUCGAAGAUGUCUAAGUUUUCAUUGAAAUCCUUUCUAAUGGGUUGCUAUGGAAAGACUGAUGAAAGGCCACCAAGCAAACAGAGUGAGAAGCGCCACACCAACCCAAACUCCCCACAGAGGUUGUCCUACUCCGAUGUCAGCAGCUCCACCUCGCCACUGUCACCAGAAGAUCUAUCAUUAACUCUUGGUGGAUCAAAUCUUCAUGUAUUCACUUUCGCGGAGCUCAAGGACGUGACAAAGAACUUCUCCAUGAGCAAUUUCAUUGGAUCAGGUGGAUUUGGGCCUGUCUUCAAGGGAUUCAUCGACGACAAAUUGCGGCCGGGCCUGAAGGCUCAGACCGUAGCCGUGAAGUCCCUGGACUUGGAAGGGACGCAGGGCCACAGAGAAUGGCUGGCUGAGGUUGUAUUCCUUGGGCAAUUGGAGCAUCCCCAUCUGGUGAAGUUGAUAGGUUAUUGCUGCGAAGAGGAGCACAGACUGCUCGUGUAUGAAUAUAUGGCGAGAGGGAGCCUGGAAAAUCAUCUCUUUAAGAGAAUUCUUGCUUCUUUGCCAUGGUCAACGAGAAUAAAGAUAGCUGUGGGGGCUGCCAAGGGCCUUGCAUUCCUUCAUGAAGCUCAGAAGCCCGUUAUCUAUCGCGACUUCAAAGCGUCAAAUAUAUUAUUAGACUCGGAUUACACGGCAAAGCUUUCAGAUUUUGGGCUGGCAAAAGAUGGUCCUGAAGGCGAAGAUACUCAUGUAACGACGCGUGUCAUGGGCACACAGGGCUACGCCGCACCCGAGUAUGUCAUGACCGGCCAUCUCACAGCAAAGAGUGACGUCUACAGCUUCGGAGUUGUGUUAUUGGAGCUAUUGACAGGGAGAAGGUCCGUAGACAAAAACAGGCCGAGCAGAGAACAGAACCUUGUUGAAUGGGCUAGGCCUCUUCUUAAAAAUAGCAACAAGCUAUGCCGUUUCAUGGACCCCAACCUUGAAGGCCUAUAUUCCACCAAAGGUGCUCAGAAGGCAGCAGCAGUAGCUUACCAGUGCUUAAGCCACAGUCCAAAAUCAAGGCCUCAUAUGAGGGACAUUGUUGGGGACUUGGAGCCUCUUCUAAAUUGGGUUGACAUACCCAUUGGCCCCUUUGUGUACACGGCGGAGAAAAGCAAGGAAGAAGAUGAAGAGAAGAUGGAAAUGAAGGAUGAAGAAAAGGCAAAGCAAGAUCACCAAAAUCAUACUUGCAGACACAAACUAAAGUUCCCUAAUUCUGCCAUCCACUCUGAAAUUAGCCUUCAUAGGGAUGGAAGAUAUUUGGGUAGGAACUCUCAAACACAUCACAGAGGAUGAGAGGCUUAAUCUAGGAUGAAAUGUUGAUUUCAUUGUACAGACAAAACUUAAAAGCGACAAAGUGUCAAUUCAACUACCAUCCUUUUUUCAUUUCCUUAGAUAAUCUGAAUUUAAAAGAGAGUCUCAAUUUGGACUGCUCUAUUCUACAAGUCAACAGGCCAAUUUGUCCA